Chiloscyllium plagiosum (whitespotted bambooshark) is the source of this 1885-nucleotide messenger RNA. The record is from RefSeq and is a predicted model, not a curated record. NCBI's taxonomy places the organism in Eukaryota, Metazoa, Chordata, Chondrichthyes, Orectolobiformes, Hemiscylliidae.
GGUUGGGAGGGGGAUAUGGGGAGAAUGGGGUUGGGAGGGGGAUUCGGGGAGAAGGUGGGAGAAUGGCUCCUAUUUCUGACGUCUCUGCUCUUGUCUCCCCCUCCCCCCGACGAAACCCCGAAAGGCUGUGCCAAGGGGCGACGGGUCAACGCCAAGUGCUUCCUGGGGGUGAAGUCCUUCGAGACGUUUGAGGACAGCGCCAGGCUGUGCGGGGCUGGGGGCGGCCAUCUCGCUAUGCCCAGGGGGGUGACAGAGGCGGAGGCCCUGGCUGCUUACACCAAGUCGUUUUUCGGGCCCGGGAAUUGGCCGGCCUGGAUCGGGGUGACCGAUCGGCACAGCGAGGGGGUCUACGUCUUCCAGGAUGGCGUCAGGGUGGCGCCCGGGGACCAGUGGUACCGCCACCCUCAGCUGGGCCAGCCCAACGGGGGGGCGCAGGAGAACUGUGUGGCACUGUCCACCGAUGACGGGAAAUGGUGGGACAAGGACUGCGGCCGCAGAAUGUACUUCAUCUGCGAGUAUGAGUACUGAGGGAGGAGGGGAGGGCAGGGAGGGGGCCGAAUGGGGUAGGGACGUCCCUCCAGGGGUCGGGGGGGGUCGCCAGGAACCAGCGACCAGCCCCGGCCCCUCCUCCUCCACACCCCAUUCCGCCCCCGCCUUCCAUCGCCAACCCUCAACCAUCUGACCCCCUCCCCCCGCACCCCCCCUCCACCACCACCACACUCCUUCCUCCACUGGGGCGGGGGCGCAAUUGGCUGAAUUGGUGCCCAUUGGCCAACUCAAUGGUUCAAAGGUCGGCAGGGGUGGGGGUGAAACCGUGAUUGGCUAAAAUGGCCCCCGUUGGCCAACUCAAUGGUUCAAAGGUUGGCGCGGGUGUGGGGUGGGGGAGGGUGAAACCAUGAUUGGCUAAAAUGGCGCCCAUUGUCCAACUCAAUGGUUCAAAGGUCGGCGGUGGUGGGGGUGAAACCGUGAUAGGCUAAAAUGGCCCCCGUUGGCCAACUCAAUGGUUCAAAGGUCGGCGGGGUGCGGGAUUGUCGUGAUUGGCUGAAAUGGCGCCCAUUGGUCAACUCAACGGGUGGGUAGGGUCACGCCAACUCCAGAAGGGGGCGGUGAGGCCCCACCACUAGAACAAACCCUUGAGUGUCCCCCCACCCCACAAUCCCUUCGACCCACAGCCCCUCAAAUCCGGCUGCAGAGGUCUCCAGUCAACCCUGACCCCUGCAUCCCCACUCCCUUCCCCUGAAGGCCCGGCAUGGUUACCCCGUGCAAUGUGGUGGGGAGGGGGGAGGUGACAAUUCCCAAUUCCCGCUCUCUUCCUCACGUUCCCCCAGUCUCCAUAGGGAACACGAGGUAAGAUAGGUUGGAUAUCCGAGGUGGCGGGGGGGGGGUGUGGAGAGGGGGUGGGGGGUGGUGGUAGGAGGGGCGUUGGUGUUUGGCUUGGGCUGGCUGCUCGACUGCGGGAGGCGUCGCUGGUGUUGUGACAACUUCCUUCUCUCCUGAACAGAAACCCCGGACCCCAGACCCCAUUGUACCUGCCCUCUCUCUCUCUCCAUUGCCCCACCCCCACCCCCACCCGUGGGUAAAUGUUGGAAGCUGGAUGGAUGGAUACCAGUUUGGGUCAGGGGAUGGGAACGUCGCCCAGUUCUAUCCCGGACCCUUCCGUUGCCUUCUCGAUCUGCUCCAACUUCCUCGACCCAACCCACUUCCUGGAAUUCUAAAUCCCAAAGGACUGUGUCCAGGCACAUUAGGGAGAAGGGAACAGGGGUCCAGCAGAUUGGUCAGAGAGGGAGGGGAGUGUCAUGGAGCUUUCGUCAAAGGCAGGAGAGACAGAGAGAGAGAGAGAGAGAGACAGAGAGAGAGAGACAGAGAGAGAGAGAGACAGAGAGAG